Messenger RNA from Polypterus senegalus (gray bichir), 2810 nucleotides. RefSeq lists its product as uncharacterized. Lineage: Eukaryota; Metazoa; Chordata; Cladistia; Polypteriformes; Polypteridae. The coding region runs from base 317 to 2392 and encodes 691 amino acids. The record is from RefSeq and is a predicted model, not a curated record. The transcript is spliced from 12 exons.
CUCCGUCUUCCUGACGGCUCGUGACCGCGUGCUCGGCUGCUGUGUUGUGUUAACAAACGGCUUCGCGAGGCAGUGACGCGGACGCGAGGGAGUCGGUAACCAGGUAACGUCGCGUGCCGCUUAACCGCUGCCAUUCCGUCCCUCGCGGCUCCCAGCGGCGGCAGGUCAGCGUUCACUCACCGUGGCUGUGGCCGUCCUGUGCGUUCGUGCUGCUUGCUUACUCCACCAUCCGAGGACCCCCGGCGUGAACGUGACCGAGUGUCUCCGCACCUUAAGAUUUCUUUUGCUCUGAGACACUGAAAUAUUAUUGAUACUAAUGGAAGCAGAUCACAAAACAUCAAGCUGCCCAAGAUUCGCAGAUGUGGGGGAGAGUGAGAGCCAAGUCCCUGAAGGUAGCAACAUUUUGAGGAAGGAUAUUGAGAGUGCCAGUGAGCUGAUUCAAACUGGCUCUCAUCUUGGUGAACAUGGAUUUACUGAUUUAAUUCAUGACGGAAAAGAAGCAGCAGCCAUCAAACAGAGGUUUAGUGAACAAGAUCUGGGGUCUGUGGGAUUAUCUAGAAAUGUUGCCUCUAUUCACCGCACUCAUUCUUUAGGUGAAAAAUCAUCCCAAUCCAAAGAGUUGAAGAAUGUGCCUUGGCGGUGUCAUAGCUUGGGUAGCAUAGCUGGAUGUACGGUUUCAUGGGAGGAUAUAGUUGAUGAUGUAGUUGGUGAUGAACUGCUGUUUAAGCCACCUUCAUAUCCCAUUAGUGAAGGCUUUCAUAGCUCUAUCUCAAAAGAGGAGAUGGAAAUGAGCACUACAAGUGAAGUACCGGAACUUUGCCAAGGAGGAAAAGAAGAAGACCUUGAGUUUACAGAGCCUCUUAUAAACCCCGGUACCAGUCUCAAAAAGCUACUUACAUCACAGAUUGAGCAUGCAGUUCAACUCCUGUCACUUUCUGAGCCAAACCGAGGUUCAGAUGCCAGCCAAGACCAGAGCUCCUCCAGCAGCACAGCAGGAUCAGAGCACAAAAAUUCAGAAGUGGGUCCCUCAAAUGAUCACGAUAAUUACAAUACUCUCCUGAUGCUUCCAAAUAUGUCAUCGGGAAAACAGAGAGAACUAACUAAACUACUGGAGCAGGAAAUAAAAUAUCUUGAAGAAAAACCCAGCAAUGAUGAGAUGAUGCAGCAUGAUCACCUAGCCUUUAAUCCCAGUGCACCAUCUGUGCUGCAACGUCAGAUAGCAGAUCUGAAGAGCCACAUUAAUGAUUUACAGGAGGCUAAUGAGAAUGCUGUUAAUGAAUUAGCCAAAGCUGAUGAGGAGAUUUCCCAGCUGAGGACUGAGAUAGCCAGACAAAAAAUGGAAUAUGAAAUGAAAAUUCAAGAAGCACUGCACAGGACAAUCCAGUUCAAAGAAAAGCAAAUGGAUAUGAAGGCCAGAAAAUGGGAGGAUGAAGACUUCCUUCCUGUGGUUCAUGACAAUAGCUUAAAUCCACAUGGAGAGAUCUGUCAGCUCCGAAUUGAAUCCCGCAAACUCAGGGAAGUUAACCACCGGCUAAAUGAAGAGAACCACUGGCUACAGGAAGAACUGUGGGAUAUGAAGAGGCAGUAUGAGAGGCUCCUGAAAAAAAUUCUUGAUGAGAAGACUGAAGGGAAAAUGAAAGGUGAUACGUCCUUUCAAGAAAAAAGAAGAGAAUACAAUGGUGGUCUAGAGAAAGUGGUACCACUUGAAAAGCCUCUGACCUUAGCCCAGUUGAGAUAUGGGAGUAUGAAAAAGGAACCCCAGAAUGAGCUCAGUGGCAUGAAGAUGACUUCUUGGGAAGAACGGGAAAAGGACCGAACAUUACACAACAGCUCUCCAAUGUCAAUGGACAGUGAGUGCACAGACUUCCUGCUCAUGGGAUUCAAAAACAACUUCCCUUCCAGACAACUGGAGUUAAAAGACAGACUACAGGUGGACUCUGAUGAGACAAGUGAUGAUAUGUCAUCAAUCAGCCAGAACUGCAAUGGUGUCCGUUCCUCUAUCCACUCCAACAUACCCAUAGUGUCUAAUAAAUCUGUUAAAGACCGUUGCCCAGAAUCCUGCAACACUGCAGACAUUAGCAGGCCAAAUUUUAACAGAUUUCACCUCUCUGGAGUUGUACUACCGAGACGGCCAUUUGCUCCAAGGAGCACUGCAGACCUCAAAGUGGGAAACUUAGUUAAGUUUUCUCGGCCUGGUGGGAAAAUCAGCAAAGGUACCAUUAAAUAUUUGGGGAACCUCCCAGGGCGACAGGAAAUCUACCUUGGAGUGGAGCUGGAGGGAAGUGAGAUUGGAAAGCACAAUGGGACUUUUGAAGGGUCAAGAUAUUUCAUAUGCAAACCCAACAAGGGAGUCUUUGUCUGUUUUAAUAAAGUCAUCAUGGCAUGGGAGUAGGACUGCAGCAGAAUGGCCUCCACAUUUUAUUUGUUCGUUUUCUUAACUAUACCCUUAGGAUGUGACAUUUUAUAAAUUUUUAAUGGAAAUAUUUUUACUUUUGUACUGUGAUGCAACCUUUCACCAAUUUUUGUGAGUAAAUGUUUUAAAACAAAGGCUGACAUGAGUAAACAGACUUGUAAUAUUCUGUUAAAUCACGAGUCAGCCAUUUCUUAAGCGGAGCUUUUUUCCUCCAGUUGGUUAACAUGCCUUAAACAUGUUUUUUACAUUUUUCAGCUAUAAUAACUAAGACAUGCACUUUGGGAUAACAGGAGAGAUUAAUAGGAGAAAAAUUGGUGAGUUGGGGGAGGCACGGUGGCGCAGUGGUAGCCCUGCGUUUGCCUCCCGUGUCCUCCCUGUGUGGAGUUUGCAUGUUCUC